AUGGGUUGGUGGAAGAAGAAGAAGUCACGAGCCGUUGUUAAAGAGAAGACGUGGGACCAGGGCCGGCCCAGCAUAAACAACUGCCUAAAGCAAAAAAUGGUUUUGGCGCCCUUCUUCUCCGAGCUUUGUAUUAUAAGUGAUCCGAACCUGCCUCUGCUUCCCCAGCUUUAUGCCAGGGCCGGCGCUGCGUGGGACAGAGACCAAUGGAGGGGAGAGAAGAUUUUAGAAGCGUUAAUCCAAUGCUGUGAUGGCAAACCCAAUCCCAUAAAAUUCUUCACUGCUGAUCAAAUCCUCAAAGCCACUCAAAAACAUAUAUGCAAGUGUAGUAUCCUUGAAAGACGUAAAAGUAUCUGCGAGUGCAGUCGUGUUUCCGAAUUAUAUUUUCAUGGGAAAUGGUAUUCAGGUACGCUCGAUGACCAUCGCAUGAUUCUCCUUAGGAAAAUGAAGGGAAGAAGUCCACAUCCCCCUAGAGACAUCUGCUCUGGACCUCCUAAGGACGUAGCGAUAUCAUCGAUGGUGAGUGGUCACAAAAAUUUCAUGAAGUUGGUUGGGUGUUGUUUUGAGUUUGAGUAUCCAGUCAUAGUUUAUUAUGGUGGAGAGGAACAAUACUCACCUGUAGAUUUGAAUAAGAUAGUGACGUGGAGAAGGAGAAUGAAGAUAGCAGAGGAAGUUGCAACGGCUUUAGCUUAUCUUCACGUUGCGUUCUCAAGACCCUUUGUGUAUAGGAACAUGGGGUUACGUAAUAUAUUAUUGGAUGAAAAUGGCGUUGCGAAGUUGAAUGAUUUGUCUUAUUGUGUCUCCAUCCCAAAAGGAGAAACACAUGUUAAGCUUACUUGGGCAGGGAAAGACUACGAUUACAUGGACGAUGAUUAUAUAUUCAACCGCGUUGUGUCGGAGAAAACUGAUGUUUUCGGGUUUGGUGUUUUUAUGCAAAAGCUUUUGACAGGAGAAGAAAAAUUCGAGGAGCUUUGUGGUUGGAAGAACUGGAGAGAAAAAAACAAAUUCCCAAAGUGGUUGUCUACGUACAUGGGAGAAGGAAGAAUGGAUGAGAUCAUUGAUCCAAAGAUUAGUGAAGGUUCAGAAGAAGAAGAGCGUUGUCUAACGGAAGCUUUUCUUGUCCUCUCAGAAAGAUGCAUUGGUCUUAGAGGGGAAGUUCCGAAAAUGGUGGAAGUGGCCAAGGAACUAAAGAGAUCACUUAAACAAGGGGUUUAG
This is a messenger RNA of Raphanus sativus (radish), 1212 nucleotides long. Its product is annotated as non-functional pseudokinase ZRK15-like. The coding region runs from base 1 to 1212 and encodes 403 amino acids. Lineage: Eukaryota; Viridiplantae; Streptophyta; Magnoliopsida; Brassicales; Brassicaceae. Gene Ontology annotation, biological process: cell surface receptor signaling pathway; protein phosphorylation. Gene Ontology annotation, cellular component: plasma membrane. The record is from RefSeq and is a predicted model, not a curated record. Gene Ontology annotation, molecular function: ATP binding; protein serine/threonine kinase activity. The transcript is spliced from 2 exons.